AUGCUGGGCCGCGCGGCGCUGGUGCUUGUGCUGAUCACGGCGGCCGCGGAAGAGCUCCCGGAGGUCGCGGAGGUCUGUGCCGCAGGCGCUGCAGCCGAGUGCUCGGAGGAGGCCUUGGAGCUCUCACAGCUGCGGGCGAAGAAGCAGAGGAGUGAGGUCAACGAGAGCGUCACCAACGAGACGGUCUCACAUGAGGAUUGCCUGGAGAUUUUUCUCGCCGCGCAACCCGAAUACAACGAGACGCCACUUUUGAAGUCCAGCCAGAGCUCUGGGCAUAUUCGACACGGUGGCAACAUCAGAUAUUUGUAUCAUCAGACCAGCACCUCCGCGGGUCCCAAGAUCUUGAACGGUGGCUUUCGACGAGGACACAUCGGCUGGUGCGGCGGUGGUAUCUAUUUCGCAUUGAGCGCAUGGUCCACCUAUCACAAAGCUGUGGGACUGGACUCUGCUCAUGGCUUCAUCAUUGAGGCCAAGGUGGAUUUGGGGCGAACGAAGUACAUGCCCGCUUACUGUACCUCUUCUCCCAGAUGCUGGGGAAUUGGAGUGCAGCAAGCGAUUCGAUGCAUUGACCGGUCCUAUCAAGGAGGUCAAUUCCAAUCGGAGGGAUAUGACUCGAUCUACUUCAACCCCGGAGACGGUGGAGAGUUCAUGAUUUGGGAUCCGUCCCGGGUGCUUUCCAUGAGAAGAGUAGGUUAA
Durusdinium trenchii is the source of this 696-nucleotide messenger RNA. The record is from the annotation of a GenBank genome assembly. NCBI's taxonomy places the organism in Eukaryota, Dinophyceae, Suessiales, Symbiodiniaceae.